UGCAGAAUACUGAUGCACACUUUUGUAGGCUUCCUCUGAGUAUACUCGACAGUCCCUGGAGUUGACUGCCUCCAUGAUGGGGAUGUUACAGCGGAGCUUCGACCUGCUAGCCAUUUACAGUAUCCCGCCUCUAUUCCAGAUUCCGACUGCAGGAGGUGUUCCAGCUGGACCUUCUGUUCUUGCUCGAGGAGGAGGGCGAGGAGGCACAGUAUAUCCCUGCACCAAAGCGAGGCGCACUCAUGUUAGGAGCAGCUCUCGGGCACCGAUCCCUGACGAUGAUGAGUCUAAGGCAGAGUCGGAGGCGGAGGCAGAAUCGUCCGAGGAGGAGACCGGAGACGACUUGGGCUCGGGCUCAGAUGGUGGAGCUGGCAAUGAUGCUCUUGGACCUGCUCCUGGACCUUCCUAG
Messenger RNA from Camellia sinensis, 406 nucleotides. The record is from RefSeq and is a predicted model, not a curated record. NCBI's taxonomy places the organism in Eukaryota, Viridiplantae, Streptophyta, Magnoliopsida, Ericales, Theaceae.